This is a messenger RNA of Penicillium brevicompactum, 594 nucleotides long. RefSeq lists its product as uncharacterized. The transcript is spliced from 4 exons. The coding region runs from base 1 to 594 and encodes 197 amino acids. NCBI's taxonomy places the organism in Eukaryota, Fungi, Ascomycota, Eurotiomycetes, Eurotiales, Aspergillaceae. Gene Ontology annotation, biological process: small GTPase-mediated signal transduction. Gene Ontology annotation, molecular function: GTPase activity; GTP binding. The record is from RefSeq and is a predicted model, not a curated record.
AUGUCGCAACAACCAGACGAUAAUGUCAUGCGCAGGAAGCUCGUGAUUAUUGGUGACGGUGCUUGCGGAAAGACCAGUCUGCUUAGCGUCUUUACCCUCGGUUACUUCCCAACAGUGCCAACGGUAUUUGAGAACUAUGUGACGGAUUGUCGAGUCGAUGGCCGUUCGGUCCAAUUGGCAUUGUGGGAUACAGCCGGACAAGAAGACUAUGAGCGAUUGAGACCAUUGGCUUACUCCAAAGCCCAUGUCCUCCUCAUUGGCUUCUCAAUGGAUACUCCAGAUUCGCUGGAAAACGUGAAACACAAGUGGAUCGACGAAGCAAACGAGCGGUGCCCCGGCGUGCCGAUCCUUCUGGUUGGGUUGAAGAAGGACCUUCGCGAAGACCCUUUGGCAAUUGAAGAGAUGCGCAAGAAGUCUCUUAAGUUUGUGACCACCAAGGAGGGCAGUGAUAUCGCCACGUCCAUUGGGGCCCGCAAAUACCUUGAAUGCUCUUCGCUGACUGGCGAGGGUGUCGACGAUGUCUUUGAAGCAGCUACCCGUGCUGCACUUCUUACCUUCGACAAGCGCAAAAGCUCUUGCUGUGUGGUUAUUUAA